Messenger RNA from Strongylus vulgaris, 501 nucleotides. NCBI's taxonomy places the organism in Eukaryota, Metazoa, Nematoda, Chromadorea, Rhabditida, Strongylidae. The record is from the annotation of a GenBank genome assembly.
AUGAUAUAUUCCUCUCUCAGUUAUAUACCCCAAAUGUGGAGCCGAAUGUCUGAAAUUCGUCAACUGCUCAACUCCGAACUUCAAACAUUCUCCGAACUUGAAGCAAAAGUUUGGAAGGAACUUAGGGUAGAGGUUCCCCGUACAACGCGCCAGAUUUAUAACUACUGUGAAUGUGAGCACAGUAAUCGCUGCCCACCAGGACCACCAGGAAAACGAGGUGCGGAUGGCAAAGACGGUGCACCGGGUGUGGCUGGUCCAAUAGGACCACGCGGUUAUCCAGGGAUACUCCCUGAAAUGCUUUAUCGUAGAGUGGAUGGUUGUAGGAUUUGCCCCUAUGGGCCCAAAGGAGCCACAGGCAGUCCUGGAAUAAACGGAGUGCAGGGCUCCCCUGGCUAUCCUGGUCAAGAUGGAAGAAAUGGUACGCCUGGAAGCAAGGGACCUGUCGGAGAACCCGGGACACCUGGACAAGCAGGAGAAAGUGGACAAAUUGGUAAGCUAUAA